Pipistrellus nathusii (Nathusius's pipistrelle) is the source of this 2130-nucleotide messenger RNA. The record is from the annotation of a GenBank genome assembly. Lineage: Eukaryota; Metazoa; Chordata; Mammalia; Chiroptera; Vespertilionidae.
AUGCAGGAUGAUUUACUGAUGGACAAAAGCAAAACCCAGCCCCAGCCCCAGCAGCAGCGGCAGCAGCAGCAGCAGCAGCAGCAGCCCCAGCCCCAGCCCGAGCCCAGCGCAGCCGACGCCCCGUCCACGCCCCUCUCCUCGGAGACCCCCACGCCGGACGACAGCAGCCCCGCCGCGGCGGCCCCGCCGGCCCCCAACGGCCCCGAGAAGAUGCAGCUGGAGUCGCCGCUCCUGCCGGGCUUGAGCUUCCACCAGCCCCCGCAGCAGCAGCCGCCGCCGCCGCCGCCGCAGGACCCCGCCGCGGCGCCCGGCGCGUCGCCGCUGUCGCCGUCCUUCGGCAGCACCUGGUCCACGGGCACCACGAACGCGGUGGAGGACAGCUUCUUCCAGGGGAUCGCCCCCGUCAACGGGACCAUGCUCUUCCAGAACUUCCCGCACCACGUCAACCCCGUCUUCGGGGGCACCUUCUCCCCGCAGAUCGGCCUGGCGCAGACCCAGCACCACCAGCAGCAGCCGCCGCCGCCGCCGCCGUCCGCCCCGCAGCCGCAGCCCCCGCAGCCCCCGGCGCAGCCCGCGCCGCAGCCCCCGCAGCCGGCGCCGCAGCCCCCGCCGCAGCGCCGCUCGCCCGCCAGCCCCAGCCAGGCGCCCUUCGCGCCCCGGAGCGCCGCCGCCGCCGCCGCCGCCGCCGCCGCCGCCGCGGCGUACGGCCACCAGCCCAUCAUGACCAGCAAGCCGUCCUCGUCCUCGGCCGCCGCGGCCGCCGCCGCCGCCGCCGCCGCGUCCGCCUCGUCCGGCUGGAGCGCGCACCAGGGCGUGAGCGCCGCCGCCUGGAGCGCGCCCUCCGCCCCGUGGGGCGGCCUGCCCGCCGGCCGCGACCCCCGCCGCGCGGUCGGCGUGGGCGUGGGCGUGGGCGUCGGGGUGCCCUCGCCGCUCAACCCCAUCUCGCCGCUCAAGAAGCCCUUCUCCAGCAGCGUGAUCGCGCCGCCCAAGUUCCCCCGCGCCGCCCCGCUGCCCUCCAAGUCCUGGAUGGAGGACAACGCCUUCCGCACCGACAAUGGCAACAAUCUGUUGCCAUUCCAGGACCGGAGUAGGCCCUAUGACACUUUUAACUUGCACUCGUUGGAGAACUCCUUAAUGGAUAUGAUAAGGACUGAUCAUGAGCCUCUGAAAGGACGCAUGGGGAUAAAUUUCCAUCAUCCAGGAACAGAUAAUAUUAUGGCACUUAACAGUCGGUCUUCUCUCUUUCCCUUCGAAGACGCCUUCCUGGACGACAGUCAUGGCGACCAGUCCUUGUCCUCUGGCCUCAGCUCCCCCACUCGCUGUCAAAACGGGGAGCGAGUGGAGCGCUACUCCAGGAAGGUGUUUGUGGGAGGCCUUCCCCCUGACAUCGACGAAGAUGAGAUCACCGCCAGCUUCCGCAGGUUUGGACCUCUCGUGGUGGACUGGCCUCACAAAGCCGAAAGCAAGUCAUACUUUCCUCCGAAAGGUUAUGCCUUUCUGCUGUUCCAGGAGGAGAGCUCAGUGCAAGCUCUGAUAGAGGCCUGCCUGGAGGAAGACGGGAAACUGUACCUGUGCGUGUCCAGCCCCACCAUCAAGGAUAAACCGGUGCAAAUCCGACCGUGGAACCUAAGUGACAGUGACUUUGUAAUGGAUGGUUCUCAGCCUCUGGACCCCAGAAAAACUAUCUUUGUUGGGGGAGUUCCACGACCCCUUCGAGCUGUCGAACUGGCAAUGAUCAUGGACCGUUUGUACGGCGGCGUCUGCUAUGCUGGCAUCGAUACGGACCCAGAGCUGAAGUACCCCAAAGGUGCCGGCCGCGUGGCGUUCUCCAACCAGCAGAGCUACAUCGCCGCCAUCAGCGCCCGCUUUGUGCAGCUCCAGCACAAUGACAUCGACAAACGGGUGGAAGUGAAGCCAUACGUGCUGGACGACCAGAUGUGCGACGAGUGCCAGGGCACACGCUGCGGGGGCAAGUUCGCCCCGUUCUUCUGUGCCAACGUCACCUGCCUGCAGUAUUACUGCGAGUACUGCUGGGCCAGCAUCCACUCGCGCGCCGGCCGGGAGUUCCACAAGCCGCUGGUGAAGGAGGGCGGCGACCGCCCCCGCCACGUGCCCUUCCGCUGGAGCUGA